Molecule: messenger RNA, 3913 nt
Organism: Ruditapes philippinarum (Manila clam)
Lineage: Eukaryota; Metazoa; Mollusca; Bivalvia; Venerida; Veneridae
Exons: 2
Coding region: 1884-3149 (421 amino acids)
Source: RefSeq, a predicted model, not a curated record
UUCAGUAUAUUUUAUGUGUAUUUGAAAAUGUGCGGCAAUCUAUUGAUAUUUUCGUUUCUGAGCGCUAGUGGGGCUUUAACCAUUUCAGUAUAUUGUAUGUGUAUUUGAAAAUGUGCGGCAAUCUAUUGAUAUUUUCGUUUCUGAGCGCUAGUGGGGCUUUAACCAUUUCAGUAUAUUUUAUGUGUAUUUGAAAAUGUGCGGCAAUCUAUUGAUAUUUUCGUUUCUGAGCGCUAGUGGGGCUUUAACCAUUUCAGUAUAUUGUAUGUGUAUUUGAAAAUGUGCGGCAAUCUAUUGAUAUUUUCAUUUCUGAGCGCUAGUGGGGCUUUAACCAUUUAAGUAUAUUUUAUGUGUAUUUUCUCAUGCUAAUGUAAACAAUGCAGGACGCCCCUCAGGCUACAAAGACGGGAUAUUGUCUGUUCUGAUGAUAUAACCAUGUAUAUACAUGUAUUACCGUCACAAGAUUAUACAUCUUCUCUAGAGUUAAUUAAGCCUAGCCGCCCCUAUCAUGUAUAUACAUGAGUUACCGUCACUAGAUUAUACAUGUUUGCUACAGUUAAGCCUAGCAGCCCCGAUCAUGUACAUACAUGAGUUACCGUCACUAGAUUAUACAUGUUUGCUACAGUUAAGCCUAGCAGCCCCGAUCAUGUACAUACAUGAGUUACCGUCACUAGAUUAUACAUGUUCGCUACAGUUAAGCCCCCGAACAUGUACAUACAUUACAAAUUGUGUAACCACAACACAAUACAAAUAAAUAAAUAUAUAUAAAGCGGUCACUUCAGGUCUGAUACAUUAAUUUAUUAUUACACACUGUCACAUCAGGUAUGGCAAAUUCCAGCGACGAAAACGAGUUCAUAAGAAACCUUCUAUUCCCAGAUGAUGAAAACGUAACGUAUGAACCAAGCUCACCGGAAGUGCGAGAUCAGCUAAGAAAACUAAAUGAAAAGUUACUGGAUGGUUCUGUGUGUCCAAAAUGUGGAAAGCAAUUUUUUAAUAAAUCGAAUUCAAUAAAACACCAGAGAUCGGCAGUGUGUGAUAAAAAAAAGGAAAAACGCUGUCAAACUUGUAAAAAGGAGUUCAGGAAACCGUGUGAAUUAAAGAGACAUAUGCUACAAUGUGCUGCUAUGACAGAGCAAUGUACUUUAUGCCAGAAGAAGUUUAAAUCACGAAAAUAUCUGGACCUUCAUAUGCAACGGUCCCAUGAGAACGCUUGUCCAAUAUGUGGUGAAAAUUUUGUGGACAACAGAGAACAGCUUGUUGCUCACGCAAGAAGACAUUUCAAGGAUGACUAUCUAACACUGCCUCAAGUGAAAGCACUUAGGAAAAUAACUGGUAAAUCGGCGUUGCUUCCGGUGGACCGGAAUAGUAAUUCUAGUGAUUCAUCUAACGCCGUUCGUGCUUCUAGUGAUCCAAUUCCAGGACCAUCCGGUGCGCCGAACAUGGAUCCGGCCUUUCAGCAAACAUCAAGACCGAUACACGGAAACGCUGGUAUAGAGAUAUCGGUUACUCCAAGUGGCACAGAAAAAUAUUCCCUGUUGGCGCUGUUUGACGGGAAACGACAACAAAUAAGUUGGAACCUAGAGACGCAUUUACAAAGGUAACACAUUUUUAUCAUGUAAUUUAUAUACAUCAAAUAUGUGUGUGUGAAUUAAUGUAUAGCAUAAAUACGAACUAAAUUUAAACGCAUGUGAUUAUCAAAUUUAUAUACAUGUACACAUUAUAAUUAUGAAUAUCGAUAUCAAUUUUUUUCCGAAGCAAGAAAAUAUAAUGCCUCUGGAGCACCCAUUGAAUAAAAUAUUCAUUCAAACAGUUUAUAGAAGUAUAUAUAUUUCACUUCCCUUUGCAGAUGGACCAAUGUGCGUUGGUAUUUGAAUGCAAAAUGCAGGAUGAUUCGGUACGACAACGAAGGAAAUAUAAGGGACACAGACUAUCCUUGUUUCAGAGCGAAGUCGCAGAUACUGCUAUCAAGCGAAACAAUGCCAUCUCAGAUUGAUCAGGCUUAUUUUAAAGUAAAUUCGUCGCUUGAAUCGUACUGUUCGUCCGAAAGUGGCUGGGUCCUAGACGAGGUGCUUCUUCUUGAACUUUUUAUUUUAAGAUACAAUCCUUUGGGUGGCAACUGCGGCGACCUCGAGCUUCCACAUGAAUUAUCGCGCACACGUGCCCUGAUAAAUGUCACUGGUAGGCCAGCAAAUAGUAAAAACUGUUUUAUAUACGCUGUCAUUGCAGCCAUACACCAUAAACCUAGUGAACAUAGUGAUUCUGUGCACUGGUCCGCAUUUGAGGACAAAAGAAGGAUGUACAGAUUUCCGGAUAGUAUGGACGAAAACGAUACAGUUACACUUACAAAGAUUCCAGAAUUUGAAAAAGAAAACAAAAUUUCGGUCAACGUUUUCGCAUAUGACGAUGGUACCGUAUUUCCUCUGUAUGUGUCCACAAACGGAAAUGAGAGGGGACAUGCAAACUUACUGUUGCUAAAUGUACUGCAACAAGACGACACGGACCAACAGGUAUUUCCUCACUAUUGCGCCAUUAAAGAUCUUGGAACUCUUGUCCACCAUCAGCUCUCGUCUACGCACAAAGUGUACGUUUGCCCGCGAUGUUUGAAUGCUAAAUACUCCUCCAAAGACCUAGAGCAGCACAUGGAGCAUUGUAAUUUAUUAGACCCGUUAAACGUAAAAAUGCCAAGCAUUGGUAAUGAUUACAUUGAAUUUAAAAAGCACCAUCUACAACUAGAAGCUCCUUUCGUAAUUGUAGCAAGAUUCGAGUGUUUUCGUCGGCCAAUCUUCGAUCUCAAUGAACCAACAGAAGGUGCGAUCGUGAGAGAAAGAUUUCAUGAUCCCUGUGCUUUUGCUUAUUAUAGAAUAAGCAUUGAUAAUAGCUACCCCAAAGAGCCAGUUUUCUUUACACACCACGAUACACGUAUAGUCAUGAAGGAGUUUCUACAAUGCAUGCAACGUGAGCAGACAGAAGCACUGGCGAUUAUGCGGCGAAAUCAACCAAUACAGUACUGCGAUGAAGGGAUUCGCAACAUUCAGGCGUCCAACGAUAAAUGCCAUAUCUGCGACGACACGUUCCUGCCCGGACAGCGUAUAGCAUUAGACCACUGUCACAUAACAGGUAGAAAAUUCAACAGUUCUAACAACUUUGAGUAAAAUUGUAAUACAUUGCACUAAUAUUCGCACUGAUAUAAUUGCUAGAGUAGCUUAAGUGCUAAAAUUGCUUAAUGCUGAAAAUGCUAAAUGCUUAAACAGGACCUUUGUUUAGAUAUUGCUAACAAAAACUAUACAACUAACAUCUUUACUACCAUUUCAUUACUUUAUUUCAGGGAAAAUUCGAGGCAGGGCUUGUAUGGGCUGUAAUUUGAAGCUGAGGGUACCUAACCAUCUUGUUGUCGUUAUUAACGAUCUCUCCGCAUACGACGGCAGAAUCUUAAUGCGUGCAGCCGAGAUUUAUGGAGUGAAAAAAAUAAGUGUCAUCCCAAAAACAAUAGAUUCCUACGCCGGUUUGACCAUCGACAGGUGCCGUUUUAUAGAUUUUAAAAACUUUUUUAAGGAUUCACUGACGUCACUUGUAGACGGACUUAAAGCGGAAGAGGGUCACGAAGCUUUCCUUCAUGCCAAUAAGUAUUGGCCACACUCAAUUACUCAACACAGACUUUGUAAGAUAGCCUUAUGUAGGGAUUAUAUUAAAGGCCCAGAUGAACUAGCGGAGACAGACCUGCCACUAAUUGAAAAUUUUGGGGACUGUGUCGAGGGGUCAUCACUGUCCGAAGAGGAAUACCGGGUUGUUCAAAGAGUCUGGGACUCAGCUGAUGAAAAAAGCCUUUAAAAUAAUGGAGCUUGCACUGAUCACAGACUGUUUAUUCACGGCCGACAUCAUCAGCAAGCUCAGAACAGCGGUGAUAAAAGACCUUAGA